AAUUUAGGAAAAAUAAACUGCGGGUCCUUUUCCUCUUUGGUCGCCGUUCCCGCCGCAGUUCUCGAAAGCUUCAACUCCAACUUUUUCCAUUGCGAUUGACUCGCGAGAGGCAAAAGUACUAUCUAGACCAAUGAUGGAGAGUCGGUGUGGCUACCAUACGACAUCCCUGACCUGCACUUAAGAUGAAAUUCAAUCGGUGGACGCCCAUUCCCCAUGUUCCCUUAACAAAGGCGCUUUAUAAAUGCUUCCCUUUGACCGCAAAGAGGAAAUCCAUUCGGAAGGCAGAAAUAGCAAGUGAAAAACUAUGCGACGAUGCUCUUCAACGCCUAUCACCCUUCCUCCUUCGCAACCCUGCCGUGGACAUUCUCGACCUAUGGCCCGGCGCUGGACUAUGGUCUUCGAAGAUCAAUCAACUCCUCAAACCCCGCCGGCAUGUCCUUAUCGAACCUGAUUUGAGCCUAUACAAGCCAUUGCUCCAGCCAUUGGCAGAAACCAACCCCAGCUAUGAACUACUGUCUGCAGACAUCCAUGCUAUUGCGGAUUGGCAAAGUAUACUAUCGAAGCAUUUCCCGGAGCAGGGACCAUCGAACCGUGACGACAGCGGCAUUUUGCCCAGGAACGAUACACUCCUUGUCUUAGCCAACCUGCCUCCAGUUGGCUCAAAAAAGGACCACUAUACCCCAGCACGCUGGUGGUCGGUUUUCAUGGAGGCUUGUAUGCACCAGACGGGAUUACAUUCUUAUGGAAGCGUGCGUAUGAUCGCAUCGCUCCCCAUCUCAGAUGCACAACAGGUCGUUCCGCGGACCAUCAUCGAGCGCAAACGACCGGCAUUGUGGACCGAGAACGUCGCAUUGCAUGCAUUCGAAGUCGCGGCUCCAAGGGACCCCAGUACAUGGACUUUUCUGAAGGGAUGGGAUUUGGCGGCGGACAAUGCCUCGCGCGUUGCUCAGAGAGCCGCAGAGCAGGGGGUUACCACACCUCCCGGCAGAGAACUACCACCCAUCCCCAUGGCCCCAAAAAGUCCUGACCCGGGCAGAUUGCCUGUGCCUUACGUGCCGCGCCCUUUUACCGACUGGCAUGAGAAAGUUUGGAAGAAGAUAACUACCGGCGCGCCUGGCAAGGACGGCAAAAUGAAUCCAGUACAACAACGGGGCUGGAUCCAACUGAACAAAGAGAAUCGCGACAUGUAUUACCGCGUGCGUCAGGCGAACGGUAUUGCCGAAAUUGACGAACUGACAGCCACGCUGUCACGGACGGCGGCAAACACUCGCAAGACUUCGGCGGCACUGAGGCCCAUUUUGAAAAAGAUCCAGGCCGCCAAGUCUCGCUUGGAGCAGGGAGUGUCGGAAGUACACUACUCAGUCAGGAAUGAAGUUCCCGUCAUCGUUGACAACAAGCGAGCGGCUCUGCAGACCGGAGACUUUGACGAUGCAAUCCUCCACUGGGACCGGCGCCCCUUUGAACCAUUGCUCAUCAAUCCCGACGAGCUCUACCCCCGAGAGACUGAGCGAAGCAUCCUUUACUUCGAGGCUGACCCGAACCCGCAAGCCGUGCAGAAACUCAACCAGCUGGAUCCGCCGCAACGAGACGCCCCUCUUCGCCUCUUCGAAGCCCUCUCUCUCACCAUCGGCACCCGUAGCCUUCUGACUGUCGCUGAGCUUCUGGAGCUGAUCUUCCCCGGACGACCCAUCAACGAGAUCGUCAAGGUCAUCCCCGGCCUAGCCGUCCUCGCAGCAAAGACCCCCAAGCCAGACUACGACAAUCUGCCGAAGACCAUGCACGGCUCCCCCGGGGCCCCCGAACCCCUCAACCCCGUCGCAUGCUACCAAGAGAACCUGGACUACGACCUCAGCGACGUCCGCGUGCGGACUCUGUCGACCAGCACACUGUGGGAUAUCUUCGUCGAGUACCAGAGGAAGGGCGAUACCAGCCUCUCCACGGUGCAACUGAGUCGACUGCUCGGCGGGACGUUGACGUCCUUCCGCACCGGCGAACUCGAACUUCGGAAGAGAUACCAUUAGCAUGCCGGUCUCGUUUUUUGGUAUCGUCCACAUCCACUCUACUCACCUACUUCUCUACUCACCGUCCCCUUCGUGCGGGGGGACUUUAUACCCAUAUCUUCGGGAUGUAUACUAUGUUUUAUGAGCUGUGUCUCUUUGUACUAUAC
Messenger RNA from Aspergillus pseudonomiae, 2167 nucleotides. RefSeq lists its product as uncharacterized. The record is from RefSeq and is a predicted model, not a curated record. Bases 183 to 2021 code for a protein of 612 amino acids. The transcript has 2 exons. NCBI's taxonomy places the organism in Eukaryota, Fungi, Ascomycota, Eurotiomycetes, Eurotiales, Aspergillaceae.